Messenger RNA from Rhopilema esculentum, 2075 nucleotides. RefSeq names its product T-complex protein 1 subunit gamma. NCBI's taxonomy places the organism in Eukaryota, Metazoa, Cnidaria, Scyphozoa, Rhizostomeae, Rhizostomatidae. Gene Ontology annotation, molecular function: ATP binding; ATP-dependent protein folding chaperone; ATP hydrolysis activity. The record is from RefSeq and is a predicted model, not a curated record. Gene Ontology annotation, biological process: protein folding.
CCUCUUUGCCCUUCCCUUCAAAUUUCUCCGAACAUUCUGGCAAAACAGGUGCACGCUGCCAAAUUUCCGUAAGGCAAAACCUUGCAAAAAGAGGAGUUUUAGUUACCCAUCGACUAUAGUCAAGAGUUAAUUAUGAUGAAAGCACCAGUACUUGUUCUCAAGGACACCGUCCAAAGAGAAUCAGGAAAAAAAGUACAGUUAGGAAAUAUUGGAGCAGCCAAGGCUGUUGCAGAUGUUAUAAGGACAUGUCUUGGACCAAGAGCAAUGUUAAAGAUGCUGAUGGAUCCUAUGGGUGGUAUUGUGAUGACCAACGAUGGUAAUGCCAUUUUGCGGGAAAUCAUUGUUCAGCACCCUGCUGCUAAAAGUAUGAUUGAAAUUAGCAGAGCACAGGACGAAGAAGUCGGUGAUGGUACAACAUCAGUUGUGAUCUUGGCUGGGGAGAUGCUCAGUGUUGCAAGUCAGUUUCUGGAGGAUCAGAUGCAUCCGACGCUGAUUAUUGCUGCCUACAGACAAGCAUUAGAUGAUAUGAUUGAUAUCCUGAAGAACCAGAUUAGCACACCAAUUGAUGUGAAUGACGAUAAGGAGAUGAUGAAAAUCAUUCAGAGUUGCCUGGGAACUAAGUUAAUGGGCAACUGGGGUGACUUGGCCUGCUCUAUUGCUUUAAAAGCUGUUAGGACUGUUCUUAAAGAUGACAAUGGAAGAAGAGAGAUUGACAUCAAGCGAUACGCUAAAGUCGAAAAGGUUCCUGGUGGCUCAUUGGAAGAUUCCAGGGUACUUGAUGGCAUUAUGUUGAACAAAGAUGUCACUAACGCAAGAAUGAGAAGGCGAAUUGAGAAUCCACGAAUCCUGCUUUUAGAUUGUACAUUAGAGUAUAAGAAAGGGGAGAGUAUGACAAAUAUAGAAAUUACCAAAGAAGAAGAUUUCAACAAAAUUCUUCAGCUGGAAGAGGAGUAUAUAAAGAAAGUAUGCAAUGAGAUCAUUGGACAUAAGCCUGAUCUUGUUUUCACUGAAAAGGGUGUAUCUGAUCUUGCCCAGCAUUUCUUGGCUAAAGCAAAUAUUUCUGUCAUUCGACGCAUCAAGAAGACGGACAAUAAUCGACUUGCCAGGGCCAUAGGUGCAACGAUCGUCAAUAGAACCGAAGAAAUAAAGGAAGAAGACAUCGGAAAGGGUGCAGGCUUAUUUGAAAUCAAGAAGUUUGGUGACGAGUAUUUCACAUUUAUAACAAAAUGCAAAGACCCAAAGGCUUGCUCGAUCCUGCUCAGGGGAGCAAGCAAGGAUAUUCUACACGAAGUCGAUCGAAACUUGAAUGAUGCUUUAAAUGUUGCAAGAAACGUGCUUUUGGAACCUCGCCUUGUCCCUGGAGGUGGUGCUGCCGAGAUGGCUCUUAGCCACGCCCUGGAGGAGAAGGCUAAGGCAAUAUCCGGUGUUAUGCAAUGGCCGUACAUCGCAGUUGCCAAAUCUUUAGAAGUGAUCCCACGAACACUCGUGCAGAACUGCGGCGGAAACACCAUUCGAACACUGACUGCCUUACGUGCCAAGCACGCGGAAACAGGCAAUUCAUGCUGGGGAAUUGACGGAGAAAAGGGAGCCAUUGCUGAUAUGAAGGAGUUAGGAAUAUGGGAUUGUUUCGCUGUGAAAGUGCAGACAAUCAAAACUGCCAUGGAGACAUCUAUGCUGUUGCUGCGCAUCGAUGAUAUCGUGUCCGGUUCCAAGAAGGCUGGUGGAAAGGAGGGCACAGGGAGCGGUGCUGCACCAACUGAAGAAUCGAAGGCAGAUGACUAAAAAAAGACCGAUGAUGCAAAAACACGACCCGCGUUUCUUGAAAUAGGAACCGGAUUUUGAUAGAUACCGGCUACGGACGGUUCAACUAAGGUUGUCAGAGGUAGAAGUGCUUGUUUUGCCUUAAAAAGCAGGUUGGUGAUUUCAGCCAUCGCCAAAAGAACAAUAUUUUUUUCUGAACUAUUUCUAAGUUCGUUGGUUAUGCAGAAGAUUUUCUUUAUGAUUGCCUAGGUUUUGUCAAUACCGGCAGUGGCUUGUUGCAGUAUUUGCCUCUAAUUUCCCGAUCUUGUUCUUUU